This is a messenger RNA of Hibiscus syriacus, 885 nucleotides long. RefSeq lists its product as uncharacterized. NCBI's taxonomy places the organism in Eukaryota, Viridiplantae, Streptophyta, Magnoliopsida, Malvales, Malvaceae. Bases 1 to 885 code for a protein of 294 amino acids. The transcript is spliced from 2 exons. The record is from RefSeq and is a predicted model, not a curated record.
AUGUUACACAGGCAGAUUGGGAUUUUGAAUGUCUACGAGCCGAACGUUCAAGGCGAAAGACGGGAUUUUUUCGCGCUAUUGAAAGCUAUCAUUUCUGAUUGGAGGAUCCCGGGUAGUUUAUUCACUUGGUUUAGGGGUGGAGGGUUAGUUGGUGCUAGUAGGCUUGACAGUUUUUUGUUAUCUCCUGAAUUAUUCAGUUGUUAUCCUUAUUUGGUGCAAUGCUCUUUGCCUCGAAGUUUAUCGGACCACAAGCCGAUUAUCCUAAAAGAAAAGUCGUUAAACAAGAUUUUUAGACCUUUCAAAUGGUUUAAUUAUUGGGCCGAUGAUUCGAUUCUGGUCGAUAGAAUUAAAGUGCUAAGUGAAGUUAACAAAGGCAUCGGUAUCAACAAAUUUUUACUAUUGACGAAGAACUUGACAAAGGAGAGAGCGAGAGAAGUCAGAGCUUUGAAAGCUGAUUCUGUAGAAGAGAUUAGCAGAAAUAUUGAUUUGUUAGAAGAAAAAUUAUUGUCUGACCCAUGUAAUAGUCACUUGCAGCAGGAGAUUUCUUCGUCAAAGGCUAACAUGUGGGCUGUUACAAGGAAGGUUGAAAGAGAAUGGCUUCAAAAAUCUAGGCUCAAGUGGUUUAAGGAAGGGGAUAAAAAUACAAAAUUCUUCCAUCUCACAGCUGUUUUAAGGGGUCGUAAAAAUCAGAUUUCCAAGCUGAAGUUUCAGAAUGUGAUUUUCAAGAAUCAGGCGAGUAUAAAGAGAGUGUUUGUCAACUAUUUUUUUGCUGGUUACAAUGAGGUCAAAACGAUUCCUCUAAAUAAAUUCGACAUCCCUCUAAAGAGAAUUAACUAUGUCUCUAGGAGGUUUUUGGAGAGUCCUUUUUUGGAAGAGGAGGUUUAG